Molecule: messenger RNA, 3586 nt
Organism: Triticum aestivum (bread wheat)
Lineage: Eukaryota; Viridiplantae; Streptophyta; Magnoliopsida; Poales; Poaceae
Exons: 9
Coding region: 1544-2941 (465 amino acids)
Source: RefSeq, a predicted model, not a curated record
UCUGAUUCAAGGAAAGAUCUUUUUUUUUUUGCGAGUGAUUUAAGGGAAGAUCUGAACCUGGUUUUAUGGCACGGAUAUGUGUAGAUCGGGAGUAUAAAACCCUACCUAGCUACCUCGUUGUGUGUCACGAGGCGGAGGCGGAGCCGGCGGCCACCCCCGGUCGCUAUGCAUGACACGAAAAGGAGCCGCUGGCGUGCGCCGGUGUAGCUGCCAUCGCUCGCCGCACCGCCCUUUCUUGUUUCUUGAUUUUCUUCUAGCGUGCGUUGUUCCGUACGUUUCUUGAUUUUUCCCGUUCCCUAAGUUUCUUGGUUUGCUCUUCAAGCCCGGAUUUUCUUGAUUUGGGCAUGUUUUCCUCCCGGUCUUGGUAUAUUUCUGUGGUGGCUGUCCUGUGCAGGUACUUCGCACAUAUACAGAUCUUCUAGAGAUUGAGCCUCCAUUGAUCUGUUUCUUGGUUUUUUUUUUCUGUGGAAGUUCUUUUUGGAGAUAUAUAUGCGCCUACGUUCCGUGGGUUUCUUGAUAUACGUUCUUGUUUAUUCUUUUGCGUAUAUAUAUAUAUUUGCGUGAGUUCCUUGGGUUUUCUUUUCCAAUGGACCUCUUUGUUCUUGGUUUCUUUUUCAAGGAAAAGGUGUUUUUUAUAUGGUAUGAUUUUUUACGGUGUUUCUUGGUUGGGCUUUGAUUUGUGGCAAACUUUCUGUAUAGAUCUUGUAGAUGGGCCGCCAUUGAUCUUGUUUCUUGGUUUUUUCUGUGAAGUUCUUUAUGUGUGUGUGUAUGCGUAGUUGCGUAAGUUUAAUUUAUUUUUUUCCGACGGACCUCUUCGUUCUUGGUUUCUUUUACGGUGUUUCUUGGCUCGGCUUCGGUUUGUGGCAAACUUUCUUGGUAUAUAUCAUGCGGGGUUAGUUUCCUGCAGCUCGUUUGCACAGAAAUCUUCUAGACCGGCCUCGUUGGUACUUAAAUUCGAAAUACGUCCGUGAUAAAUUAGUUACUGCUCUGCCACUGAAGUUUGGUUACCGUAUCAUAUCAUCUGCUUUGAUAGUAUAUCUCUAUACAUCCAUGUAUGGUUGAGUUAGUGCUUAGUACUUUCAUCUUGUACUGGCGUAAUGUUUAUGGAAGUAGGGCUGAAUGACUUUUGGAUAAUACGUGUAUAUGACAACUGCUACUGAUCAAGGUACACGGCUUUAUGUGAUGUUCAUGAUGCAUUUGCGGGCUAAUAUUUUUACUCAAUGAUCAUGUCCAUUAUAUUUUCUUCUGCAGUUAGUGUCCUUCAUAACUAUGCGUCUGUCACAGUUAGAGCAUGUUCUUGUUUUGAAAUGCUGAAGGUCCAUGGUUUCUGUUACAUGUCACAGUAUGGAUUCCAUCAGUAACUGGAGAUUAGGUUAAUGUCGUUACGCAAAAUGGCUUGACACAACUGUACAUAUAUUAAUUAUCUAUUGCGAUAUUUAGUAUUUAAGUAGUGUAAGCACACAACUGUAUCCGCUAUUCGUUUUGGGAGGCUUUAUCGGCAGUAGUACUGAGUAGUGAACGGUCUAGUUUUUCUUCUCACUGCAUGCAAUUCACCGUAUUUGGAUGUCCUCCUUCUACUGCAAUUUUUGCUUUUGCCAAUUGCCAAUUGCUCUAUAUAUCAAAUAACAUUCUAUAUCUCACAGGGCCUAACAAUAUUUGGGUUUAUUUUGUUUUCCCUCAGAGGUCCUUGGAAAAUACUCGUCAGAAAUGGUUAAAAUUAACAGCCAAGCAGUGCAUUGUCAUUUCACUUAAUUACGCCCAAUUUCUUCAGCCAUCAGCCUACUUGAACGACCGUGCCUUCGACAAUCACCACCUUUAUUUCAUUGUGUUGACGGAACAGCAGUUCCUUGAGUUCGAGAUGUUCAAUAGGGUGAGAAAUCGUAUGUGGUUCGAAUAUCAAAGUUACUCGAAUCCAGCACAAGAAUCGGAAGGGGAUGAUCUGAUGGAACCUAAGAAGAAGAAUGUCGAUCCCAACUCCAGGAUUAAGGUCAAAAAUCAUGUGGUCACAGGGAAACAGCGGAGGCGCAACAGAUAUUUCAUCUGUCCGGAGUCAUUUCAGAGCAUCACCGGCACACCAUUGCCUAUGCCCAGAAUCAUGAUAUUGCAGUAUUUCAUGCUUCCAAAUAUGAACUCUGACCAAAGAAGAAUAACACUGGAGGCAGGGAAUGACCCACCUGUUCCUCGAGGGAUGACAAUGGCAAUGCCAUUGAUCAGGAAAUACCAACAAGCUCCCGAGCCAGCCAAUGUGCCGCAGCAUGGGGUUCCUCUUCAACAGCCACAUGAUUAUUUGGAGGAGAUGGGAAAAUGUGAUACAACUGAUGCAAAGAAUGCAGAGGAGAUGGCCUCCUUCUCCAGCAACAUCAUGCUCUUAAAGGAUUUACUCCUCAGCGUUCAUGAGAAUGUAACGAAGACACAGGAGAUGAUUGUGAACAACGUCUCAUCUUCUAAGGAAGGAGAUGGCUCCAAGAGGCUGAAUGAGAUGACAUGGACCAGGGAAGGCCCAGCACCUUCAGUGGUUCCAAGCCAUGUGCCACCUCCAAUUGUUCCAAGCUAUGUGCCACCGCAUAACCGUGAAAAGAACAGAGCUUCUGAUUCGGAGGCUUCAGCAAUCCAAACCUUGGACAAAGGUGAAACAUCUGAUGCAAAGAAUGAGGAGAUGACCUCCCUCUCCAGCGACGUCUUGGUUUUAAAGGACAUGAUCCUAAGCCUCCGUGAGAAUGUUAUGAAGAUGAACGAGAUGAUUGUGAACAAUGCCUCAUCUUCCAAGGACAACCAUGAGCCUGUGAUGUCCAUGAUCAGGGAACAUGUGGGUGCUCUGUCCAGGGCCUUCUUAUCUUUGAAGGUAUGUAGACCUCAGACACAUGGCAUGCCCCAACAUCAAUGGUGGCAGAUAGUUAACUAUAUUUGCAUUCCUUGCACGGAUCGUAAGCUUGGAAGAUGAUGGUUCAAGGGAAGCAUAUACUACUACCGCAGAUGAGUUUGAAUCUUGUCUCCCCAUGGUCUCUGUAAAAGAAAGGGUGGCAAUGCUUGAUGGCUCCAGCAGCUCUGCACCUUCGGAGCUUAUGAUGGUUAAGGACAAUACCGACUUUGCUAAGAACUUGGCGAUCAUCAACCAAGGGGUACCGCAUCUUAAGCAUAUGUUGGAGGCAAAAACAGGAGAAAAGAUGGAGUUGGCAAAAGCUGUGGCGGGAGCUGAAGGUGACAGAGCAAGAGAGGAGGAGCCAGUGGAGGAGCAAGAACCACAGCGGAGCUCCGGCUGGCCAGGGGAGUAUGCUGUCCAGGCAGGGCGCGUGACCGAUCCAAUUCCAGCCCCAAAAUGAGAGAUCAGGCGACCUGGUUGAAAACCCAAGACUUUAUUUGGAUCUGUUUGCUUAAGUAGUCCUAUGACUGCCUCUAUCCGUGCCUAGCCUAGACUUGAACUUAUCUGUCCUGUGACUCUAUCCGUGCCUAGCCUAGACUUGAACUUAUCUGUCCUGUGACUCUGUCCGUGCCUAGACUUCAACUUAUCAGUGCUUUGAACUAUCUGUCAGUUGGCUUUACCUGGAUUCAUCUGGCUUCCUUUUCUCAGUUUCUACUUUCUAGAUUG